This is a messenger RNA of Talpa occidentalis (Iberian mole), 1622 nucleotides long. RefSeq names its product butyrophilin like 8 (gene BTNL8). NCBI's taxonomy places the organism in Eukaryota, Metazoa, Chordata, Mammalia, Eulipotyphla, Talpidae. Gene Ontology annotation, biological process: regulation of cytokine production; T cell receptor signaling pathway. The transcript is spliced from 8 exons. Gene Ontology annotation, molecular function: signaling receptor binding. Gene Ontology annotation, cellular component: external side of plasma membrane. The record is from RefSeq and is a predicted model, not a curated record. The coding region runs from base 1 to 1503 and encodes 500 amino acids.
AUGGCCUUUGUGCUCACUUUGGUUCUUAGUCUCAUCAAACUGGGGUCAGGUCAGUGGCAGGUAAUUGGACCUGACAAGACUGUCCAGGUCUCAGUGGGGGAGGAUGCAGUGUUCUCCUGCUUUCUAUCUCCUGAGACAAGCGCAGAGGCCAUGGAAGUGCGCUUCUUCAAGGAUCAUGUCUCUGCUGUGGUCCACCUCUACAGGGAUGGGAAUGAUGAGCCCUAUAUGCAGUUGCCAGAAUAUCAAGGAAGAACUGAGUUGGUGAAGAACUUCUUAGAGGAUGGGCAUGUCUCCCUGAGGCUGAAGAAGGUAACUCUCUCAGAUGUUGGUCUCUAUGGAUGCUGGUUCAGUUCCCACACUCAUGACCAGGAGGCCAUCUGGGAGAUGCAAGUGUCAGCACCUGGCUCAGCUCUUCUCAUUUCUUUCAUGGACUAUGUUGGUGGAGACAUCCAGCUGCUGUGCAAGUCCUCAGGCUGGUUCCCUGAACCCACAGUGAAGUGGAAAAGUCCAAAGGGACAUGAUUUACCCUCAGACUUGAAAGUGAACACAGAUGUGCAUGGCUUGUUUGAUGUGGAGACCGCCUUUAUAGUCAAGGAAAAUUCUGGAAUCAUAUCAAUUUCCAUACAGCAAAAUGAAGAGAAACAAGGAGUGGAAUCCAGGGUACAGAUAGCAGAGACUUUUUUCCAGCCCUCACCCUGGCGCCUGCCGUCUAUUUUACUGGGAGUACUCUGCUUUGUCCUGUGUAUUGGUGUCACUGGUCUAGGAAUUUUCCUCUACAAAUCCCAAGAGAAAAACCAGACAGAAUUGGACUGGAGAAGGGAAUACAAACAAGCAGAAUGGAAAGAGGCCCGGAAACAUGCAGUGGAGGUGACUCUGGAUCCAGAUACGGCUCAUCCUCAGCUUGGGAUUUCUGAUCUGAAAGCUGUGACUUAUAUGAUUUUUCACCAGAGUGUGCCCUACUCAGAGAAGAGAUUCUGGAGGAAAUGUGUGGUGGCGUCUCAGGGUUUCCAGGAAGGGAAACAUUACUGGGAGGUGGACGUGGGACACAAUAAACAGUGGGGGUUGGGCAUCUGCCGGGAUGAUGUUGACAGAAAGAUGUAUUUUGAUAUUUUGUCUCCCAAAAAUGGGCACUGGGUGCUGAGACUGGGUAAAGAACAUGAGUAUUUCACAUUGAGUCCUGAUAGAAUUGACCUAUCUCCGAGAAUCCCCCCUACACGAGUGGGGAUCUUCCUGGACUAUGAAGGUGGGUCCAUCUCCUUCUUCAAUAUAAAUGAUCAGUCCCUCAUUUGUACCCUGGAACAUGAAUUUGAAGGGUUAUUGAGGCCUUACAUCCUGCGUGAAGCAUAUGGUGCAACUCCCAUAUUCAUCUGUCAUGUGCCCCAGAGAUCGGAGGAAGAAGACCCUUCUCAAAGGACCUCCAGAACCCCAAACACAGACAACUCAGACUCCUCUGCGCAGGUGACCACACCCUUCCUUUCUGGGAGUGAUGCCCAGAGGGACUAACUCCUCACACUACCCUCUAGGACACUGGGGUUUCUCUCAGGCUCCAGAAUUGGGCAGCAUCAGCAGAGAUGGCUUCAGGUGAAGGGAAUUCAUACUGCCCUGAGGUGGGGAGGGAAGAA